UAAUCUCGGUAUAGAAACACAUCGCAUUGAUUCGACCAGUGACCAGCGGGCUAACGAUCGAUGGAGCAGAGACCUCGUCGUCGUCGUCGAGCUCCACGUCCACCAGCUAUGGACCAAACGCUGACUCCUUCAUCUGCUUCCAGCAUCCAUGUCCCUAAUCCAAGGUCACCCGCAACGGCGAGAGGACGAAUUCGUCAGAGCCUUCUCUAUUCAGAUCGCCCCAGGCGAUCCAGGAUACCUACUUCAGAUAAGCUACCGGUUGAGGAGCAUGCGGAUGAGGUAAGAAGCAGGGAGUUUGAAGCCCUGAAACUUGAUCAAUCACGCCCUACACCUAAGUCAACUCAUAGGCAAGCUGGAAAUGUAACCCAUGUUCGGCAAAGUGUUCUAUAUUCAGGCCGCCUCAGGCGGUCCCGUGGCAGACGAGAACAAGAACCAUCACCGAAUGAGCUACUGGUUGAGAAGAAUGCUGGCAAGGUGAGCGACAUUGAGGGUCCUACAGUUAAGGCUCCACUUUUGCUUAGGGUUAAGGAGGAUGCUAGUGAGGUGCGCAACAGGGAGUUCAAAGCACCGACACUCGGUCAGUCACUUCCUACAUGUAACCCAACUCAAAGGUCCAAGGAAUGGUGUGAUUAUUAUGUUGCCGACGACAGUGAGACUCGCUCAGAAAUUUUUGAGGAGAUGCUCAAAGAUGUAUCAGAGCCUUGGGCACAAACAUGUCGUGAUAUACAUAAGAACUUGGAAGAACAUACAUACACCUGUAUGGUGGAGGCUAUGAUUGCAGCUAAACAUGGCUUUAGCAACCCGGCCCAGCAUAAACUGGAUGCUCAAGCAUUUUUGGCAUCAGAAGGGGCAUUUGUAUCUCCUGAAGUCCCUGAGUCCUUUGCCUCUCCAAGAGAGAAUAUAGCGCAGUAUGUUCUGAUAUGAUUUUCAUAUAAAAUUUUGAAGCAUGCAACAAUUUUAAUGUAUUAUUGCAGGGGUGAAGUGUCUACCGAAGAAAUCAUUAAGAAUGGUAAAAAGUGGAUGGGUGAGGAAGUCAUGCUGGCUUUUGAGAAGUACAAGGAAGGAAAGAGCCAAUUCGAAGACAUGGUGGAUUAUGGCCUAGAUGAGCUUCAACAUUAGUGCUUCAGCAUGGAUAGCGAUGGCCAUACCUUCCAUCACUUCAACUUCACCGUUAAGAUGAAGAAGUCAGACGGCGAUUGGUCAUCCACGCCCUUUUUUGUUGAAGUGAAAGAGAUCUACGGAAGAAAAUAUUAUUCCUGCUACGAACUAAGUUCAUAUGAUGAUGGUCACUGCAACGCAUGCAAAAAUCAAGGAAUGCAUGCACUAAAGCACCCUAUUUAUCUAAUGGGGUAUGCCAGUGGUCAUGCUGAUAUGGAGUUCUCCUUCAUUUAUCUUAGUGAUGACGAAUAAUCUGAUCUCGAGUGGGUGACAGUAUUGGCUUCGAUAGCGGGGAGAAGU
This is a messenger RNA of Triticum aestivum (bread wheat), 1458 nucleotides long. RefSeq lists its product as uncharacterized. NCBI's taxonomy places the organism in Eukaryota, Viridiplantae, Streptophyta, Magnoliopsida, Poales, Poaceae. The transcript has 10 exons. The record is from RefSeq and is a predicted model, not a curated record. The coding region runs from base 61 to 924 and encodes 287 amino acids.